AUGCAACGAUCAUUUUCUACGUCAUCUGCUGAUCAUCAACAUUACCGUAAGUCCUCAGGCAUGGCAAGCCAAUUCGUACCGAUUCAAAUUAAUUUAAAUAAAGGCAAAGAUUAUUCUUUACCGGAUAUUGAUUUACAUCAAAUGGCAAAUCUUCAACGAACUUCUUCAAGUAGUAGUUUUGCUUCUUCAACUUCUAGUAAUAGUGCAAACUAUCGAAUCUUACCAGUACGUUAUUCAUCUGUAGAUCGAGUCGUAGAUAAACCUCCGAUAAUUACUGCUAAUGAACAUGGUAUUAAUGUACGAAUUCAUUUCAAAUAUCCACAUCGACAUCGCCGUCGGCAUCAUCAACAACAACAACAACAACAGUACGAACAAAUAGAAGAAAGUCAACAUACGGAGAAACAUGAAUCUUUUCAUGAAAAACGUCUGACUAAAGAACAUGAACAAUACGGUUCAUGUCCAGUUCUAAAUAAAACUGGUCUAAAUUCAAAUUCACUAUCAGUAAAUCCUUCGCGUCAAUCAAAUAUAAAAUAUAUUGAAACACGAUCAAUAAUUCGAACGUGUUCAACAGAUCGCUUAGAUAAAAAUACUCAUUCAAGUACAUUAGUUAUUCGUCACCAAUCACUUCCACCAGUAUCAAAAAAAAGUCCACCAAAAAUAUUGCUUACACGAAUAAAACAUAUCCCACUUGAAACAUCCGCAAAUUUUCAACCAAUAACUACACGCGACUUUGAAAAUGAUCUUCUUUCACAAGCAAGCCGUAUUAAAGAUAUUCGUAAUCUUGUUCGACAAGACUACAACUCAUCGUCACAUCACGAAUUACGUUCAUUAGUCAAUCAAACAUCAGACUAUGCACAAGAUCUAUUUACAGCAUCCAAAGAAUAUUCAGACAAAUUGGAUAUGGCUGAUACAGCAUUAAGUCUCGUUUCUGAUCUUACAUCUCAUGUAACCGAGCUUGAAACUCGUUUAGCUUAUCAUACACCUCUUAUCGACGAUGAACAAUAUAUUCAUCGUCAAUUGGAUGAUCUUGGUGAACUAGAUGGGCCAUUAGAAUCAAUUGAGAAGUCUAUUAAAGAACUUCUCAUACAUAGUAAACAAUUGGGUAAUGAUAGAUUAAUUCGUAUCAGUGAACAAUUAGCAUCUAGAUGGCAACAAAUCAAUUCCGAAAUAAACCAAAGAAAACGAUCGAUUACUCAAUGUCUUGAAACUGGUCGAUCGUUUCAAACCCUAUAUCAACAAGAAGAGCAUAUACUCGAUACUAUACAACAGCGUAUACAAACACUUGAACCAGUACCAAAUGAUCCGAAUAAACUUCGACAAUUGGGAAAGACUGUUCUGGAUAUUUUCAAUGAAAUUCUCUCACGAGCACAACCCAUUGAACAUAUGAAUGAUGUUGCUGUAAAAUUUAUUGAAGAAACAAAGAUGCAUGACAAAAGUUUAAAGCGCUUUCGUGUAUCAUUACGUGAAUUACAUCCAAAUCUUGAUGCAUCGAUCUCAAUCAUACGACGACAAUAUCCAACAAAUUUAAAACGUGCCACACGAUCUAUUUUACAUAAAGUUGAAGUAUUUGAUAGACGAUAUGCCGACCUUUUGGCGGACAUGGAAGAAUAUGCACGGGCAUUUGUAAAGAAUUCUAAUGCUACCGGACAGACUAUUAAUCUUCCAUUAGAUUCGGCAUCAAGCAUUGUUCAUCUUUAUCGUAGUACGAUCGCAUGUCGAUAUAACAUCGCACCACAAUAUCUUCUGUCAUCAGAUGAUGAUGAUGAAGAACAAAUUCCUCUUUCAUCUAUUUCCACAAAACACAAUCGACAGAGUAAUAAUUAUAAUAACAACAAAGCAGGUUUUAUUGACGUGACACGUGGAAAGACAACUGUUGAUCAUCAUUCCUAUCCAGCUCCCUCAUCGUCAUUAGACGGUUCCGUUUCAUUUGAAACAACUUACUUGAUACCAUCAACACAAAAUGAUUCAACAAAUAAUAAGAAAGUGAGAUUUAUAAUACAAAAGCAACCAGGAACAACAUCAACAACGAAUAGUAAUAUUGUUGUAUCGAGUACCAAACUGAAUGAAAUGGCACAACGUAAAAAUCUCUCGUUUGUUGAUGCGGUCAAUAGCAAACAUCUCGAUUUGUCAACGGGCCUUUUUUCUCCUUUACCAUUCGUUCUUUCUUCGUCUUCUUUUUCUUCCUCUCAAUUAUUAUCGCCCGAUCAACAUCGCCAUUCUCACACUCAUUUCUCUUCUUCAUCAUCGCCGCCACAUACGACUAUUACCACAACCGACAACAAAAAUCUUCUUGCAUCGUCAGUGUCGACGAAUAAUCAUCCUUCGCCUGUUGGUACAGACUCUUGCAUAACUGCUAUUAACACAAGCAAGCCAAUUACAUUAAAAGAGGCGAUAGAUACAAAUAUCCUAGACGCACAUAGCGCCUACAUUAUCGAUACGCUUGAGCAACGUAAUUACGAUUUACGUGAAGCCUAUUCUCGCGGUUUAAUAACCGUAAACGAUCAUCAUAUAGUUGAUCGUGCUAGAAAUCAACACUUAACAUUAGCUGAUGCACUCAAAAUGGGCAUACUUAAGCUUGGUGAUCCACAAUCCUAUAAUAUUAUAUCGAAAACUGAAUCUCUAAUUAUAUCAAGUGUAUUUGAUCAUUGUGCAAAUACAUUUAUCGAUCCAAAUACUGCUAUACGCAAAAAAAUUCUUGAUCCAUAUCAUGGUUUAUUUAUAAAUAAUUUAACACAAGAAUCUAUAUCCAUUGAUGAUGCCAUGAAUAAAAAUUUCAUUAUUGUUGAACCGCAAACAUCGCAUUCAAGUGCAAAUCAACAUAAUGAUAAAUAUGUUAUAUCAACAUCAUUGAUACGUGAAACACGUUCAUAUCAUUUAUUAGGUGUUCGUGAUUAUAUUAAUAAUAAAGAAUUGUCCGUUCAAGAAGCUAUACGUUUAGGAAUAUUAGACAAACAAAAUGGGCAAUAUAUAAAUAGAAAAACAAAUGAAAUAUUUUCUAUAUCAGAAGCAAUUGCACAAGGACACAUACGUGCACAACCAUUACCCGUUGAAGGAUCUUCAUUGUCAUCAACAACAACAACAGCUAAUGGACAAGAAACAAUUGGCACGACAAAUAUUAAACGUGGAACAGUUAAAGAAACAAAAACGUACACGCUUAAAAGUGCAAUUCAUCCAAGAACACGUAAAGAAAUCCCAAUAAGACAAGCCAUUGAUGAAGGAAUAAUUGAUCAUGCUAAAGGAUUUUAUGUGAAUAGUAUUACAGGUGAAAAUCUUCCGAUAAGUGUUGCCAUUGAAAAAGGCUUAAUAUUUACGGAACUAAUCGAUCAAAAUGCUAAAUAUGUUAAAUAUUUAAUUAUUGAACAAGUUGUUGAUCCAAUAACAAACCGUCGUUUAGGCAUAACUGAGGCUAUACAAUCAGGUUUACUUAAUUCAACUGUAACAGCUUAUCAUCAUCCAGUUAAACAACGUCAGAUGAGUUUAAUGGAAGCAUAUGAACAAGGUUUUAUUAUAGGUAGAUUAUCGGAUCAAAAACCAUCAUCAUUUAUUGGUGAUCAACGUCAACAAACAUUCUAUUUAAUAACAAAUGUAACCGAUAUUCGUACCGAGAGAAUUUAUAAUCUUCAAGAGGCUACUGAACAAAAAUUAUUUGAUGGUAGAAAAGGUGUUUAUAUACAUCCAAUAACAGGCGAUGAGAUAAAUAUUGGUGAUGCUGUUAAACGUGGUUUCAUACAAGUACAAGCUGUAUCAUCACAGAUAAGUACGGCAAAUACACGUUCGAAUGUAUCAAUACGUAUUGAAUCUCAAACUCCAACAGUACGUCCACCUACGUCACACCUUGUACAACGUGAAAAAGAUAUUAUUGAAAUUGAAUCUGUUCAACGUGUACCAAAACAUCGACGACAUCAUCAUACAACAACAGAAGAAACUAUUGAACAACAUACAACAAAUGUUAUUGAUAAAGAAGUUUAUAUUAAUCGUGGACGUUCAAGUGAAAGACCCAAACAACGUUAUAUUGAAGAAGUUAUUAUUGACGAUGAUAGAAAUAAAAAUCGAAAAGGAACUGUUGACAUCAAAGAAGAAAAACAAAUUAUUCAUAAAGAAAUUAUUAUUGAUAGUGAUCGAAUUAAACCACAACCAUCCACACAUCAAAUUAUUAUUGAUGAAACAAGUCGUGAACAUGAGUUCCAUGUUAUUCAUCCACCACGUCCUCAACCACCAGUUCCGCCACGUCCUGCUCAACAUACAUCAACGAUUAAAAAAGAAUAUAUAGAAGAAAUUGAUCAUCGUUCCAAACCAACACCACGUCCCGAUGAUAUUCACGAUGAACAACAACAAUCAUGGAGUGAAGAAGAAUGGGAACAAUGGCAUUGUAUAAUGAUGGUGAAUAAUCAACCCUAUCGUGUUGUUUGGGUUAUGAAUACAGCAACCGGCGAUCGUUUACCUUUACAAAAUGCCUAUCAACGUAGUUUAGUUGACACCAAACAGCGUUUAUUCUUUGACGAAAAAUUAAAUCGUCAAUCGUAUUCAUUUGAAAAAGCUGUUGAAUUGGGUUAUAUGGGUAUUGAACCAGAUACAGCAUCAUUACCAAUACGUGUUGAUGGCAUCGAUUAUAUGAUACAUUGGGUAUUAGAUUCAUCAACAAAACGUCGUAUAUUUCCUCGACAAGCCAUAACUAAACAUAUGUUAGAUGCUAAAACUGGCCGUUACAUAAAUCCUUACAAUAAUUCUCAAGUAUCAUUACACGAGGCAAUACAUUUGAAAUUUGUUGGCGCAACUGAAUACGGUUCGGUAAGUGAUUCGAUCACGGUCACAAUCAAUGGGCAGCCCUAUGUUAUUAAAUGGGUCUAUGAUACAGUUCACAUGAAAAAAAUUCUUCCACGCGAUGCAUUACGACAAGGCAUAUUAGAUAUACAACAAAAUGAAUACCGUAAAUUUGAUACAAAUGAUGUGAUGACAAUCUAUGAUGCUAUACAAGCUAGUUACAUCCGUUGUACAGAUGAUGAUUCGUCAUCCGAUAAUAGCGUCAGACCUCCGUCAAUCAUUUCUAUUGAUGAAGAUGAAUUGACAAUAGCAACUAAAACAGCAACAUAUGUUAUUACAUCAGUGAUACAUCCAUUAACACAAAAAGAAAUAAAAGUAUCAGAAGCUAUUGACUUGGGCAUCCUUGAUAAAGAGACAGGCAGUUAUCGAGAUUUAGUUACAAACGCUCAAUAUGAACUGGCCGAAGCAAUAAAUGAAGGUUUAGUUUAUGCAACAAUUGUUGAAACAAAAGAAGAUACAGAAAUGAUGACAUCAUCAGUACAAGAAAUAAUUAAAAAAUUUAUUGUUAAAAGUGUUGCAAUCGAUAGCGAUUCAGCAGAGAAAAUCGGCGGUUUAGAAGCUCAAGCUGUUGGUAUUCUUAACUAUGCACAGGGUGUCUAUCAUGACAGAAAAUAUGGUGUUAAAAUUCCACUGGAUAAAGCUAUUGAACGAAAAUUACUUGAUGUUGAACUUGUUAGUCAAAAGAAAUUCGAAGAAUAUGAUUUAGAAUUAAUUACAGAUACAAUAACAGAAAAACGUAUUACAUUAUACAAGAUUCAUGGUGUACAAAAUAAUGUCUUAGGCCGUAUGGAAUCUGGUGCUGUUGCUGUCAGAAAUCAAAUGAUUGAUACUGAAGCUAAAACGUUUACUGAUUUUUCAACAGGUGAAACAAUGACAAUUCAAGAAGCUGUUAAUAGAAAUUUAAUUCAAGCCGAAAUAAGUGAACAUGUAGAACGAAAACCAUUAGGUUUAUCAAUGCAAAAUGCUAUUCGACUUGGAUUCUAUGUAGCUGAAACAGGUACAUUCCGUGAUCCAGCUACUGAACAUUAUAUGCCACUAAUGGAAGCUAUUGAACGUGGCCAUAUACAUGUAAAUGGUGUUGCAUUUGCUGAUAGUGAACAAGGUCCAAUAACACUUUAUGAUGCAUUUUCAUUAGGUUUAAUAAAUCGCCGUGAUGGUGGUAAACUAAAUGCAGCUAAAAUGACUUUAUAUCGUGCACGAUUAGUUGAACCAAAAUUACAUCGUAUGAAUGUUGAAGAUGCUAUACGUUGUGGUUUACUCAAUCUUCGAACUGGCCUUUAUAAACAUCCACAUAGUGGUGAACAAUUAAAUCUAAAAGAAGCUAUACAACGUGGUUUGAUCGAUGGACAAAGUACUGUUAUUGAAAAUCAAUCAACAGGACGUUAUAUGACACUUAAAGAAGCAUUAGAUGGUAUUAAAAUUGAUAAUGAUGGACAAGUUAUUGAUUCCUAUUCAAAUAAAGUAAUAACAACAUUAGAUUUAGCAUAUAAUCAUAGAAAAUUAUUUUCACAAUUUGAUGUUAAUGCUGGUGAAAUAUUUCUUCCAGCACAAAAUGAAUCGAUUGGAUUUGAAAAAGCUGUACGAAAAAAUUUACUUGAUAAUAAUCGUAUUAAAUUGUUCGAUCCAAAAACUAGUCGUGAAUAUUCCGUACAAGAUGCUAUUGAACGUGGUAUAAUUGAUCAUGAAUCAGGUUUAGUCUAUGAUCCACGUUCACGUACAACAUAUUCAAUACGUGAAGCUAUACGUCAUGGUAUUAUAGCUGUUGUUGGUGCACCACUUGUGCCAAUUAAAGCUGAUCAUGAAACAGUUGCAGCUAAAAUAACAUCAAGAAAUCGCCGACGACAUUCAUUAGCUAAAAGUUCAUUACAUUUUGAUUACAAUAGUGCACCAGAGUCAGCCGAUGAAGAUUCACAAGGUAGCGGUGGUUGGCGUCGUAUUACGGCAAAAAAUCGAACUAUUAGUCCGUUAAGUGCUGAUGGUAAACGAAGUAUUCGACGACGUACUGGUUCAAGUCCGUCAAGAAAUAAUACUAAUCGUUUUACAUGUCGAGAUGACGAUUGGAGAACUGGAUGGAAAGGAGAUGAUGAUGAUGAUAACAAUGAUGAUACAUAUGGUAGAGGAUCAAAAGGUUUUGUUAGUAGUGCAAAUUAUACAAGUUCAACAACCAGUCGUACACAAGAUAAAACUAAUAAUGUAUCUAAUCAAUCACAAGGUGGACGUACGACAUCAAAUGGUUUUCAACAAAAACAAGAAAAUUCGUCCAUUGCACCAACAGUAAAUGCCAAGGUGAGUUCGGUGGCAUUGAUGGUUCAUCUGCUUAAUGACUAUGAUCAGAUGAUGUAUCUGAUUAUGGAUUCUUUUUCUUCUAUGUUUUCCCUUUCGUAUUACGUUUAUUUAUUAACACUUGUUCAUUCGUCAACACAUUCUAUUUUCGAAUCGUCAUCAUCAUCAUCGCCAACAUUACCUAAAACCGAUGAACAAAACCCAAAUGAGCUUGUGGGACAUAAAUCGGAACUUUCAUUUUAUGCUCAACCAAAUGCACAAGUUUCACAUGAACCAUCGCCAUCGCCAACAUUAACUAAAACUGAUGAACAAAACCCAAAUGAGCUUGUGGGACAUAAAUCAGAACCUUCAUUUUAUGUUCAACCAAAUGCACAAGUUUCACAUGAACCAUCAUCAUCAUCAUCAUCGAAAAUUGAAAGUACUAGUGAUGAUAAUGGUGGUGCGCUUGAGGACUUCUCAAAUUUAUCCAAUACAAAGGAAUCACCGUUGAUCACAGUUUUAGAGAAGAAACAAGAAGAAAUUAGUGAUAAUUCAUUAAAAAAUGAUGAUACAGAACAAGCAAUCGAGAAUGAUGACAAUCGUAUUCUUGUUGAUAUGCAUGAUGUUGCGAAUCGUCUAAGUUCUUUACAUGAACAAUUAAAUCAAUAUGUCUAUCUCACUGACAAUCUUAGUGAGCUUCGAACAAAUGUUGAGCAAAUAAAAAAAUUACAUGGAGAUGUUGACAAAGAAAAAACAGCUAUCGAUAAUAUUGUUGAACAUGCUAAUAAUGUUAAUCCUGAACUUGCUACAUUAAGUCAAGAUCUUGAAGAAAAACGAAUUGAAAUCGCAGAUAUCAAUAAUGGUUUAAGUGAUAUCAUCGAACGAUUUAUCGAUCAAGUUAAUCAAUUCAAUACUGAACAUGAUCGUUUAAAUGAAUGGAUUGAAACAAAUAAUAAAGAAAUUCAAAGACCAUUACAAUUAUCAACAAUAACUGUUGACAAUGAAAAAUUUCACACAAUUCUAACGAAAGCAAUUAGUUUACAAUAUGAUCUUGAAUCGCUUCAAGAACAUUUACAAUCUAUUGAUUUAACAAUACUUGAUUUUGAACAAGCAACUGGAAAUACUGAUGGUGGCAAAUCAGCAAAUAUAUACAAACAACUCGAACAACGUUUUGAUAUUUUAUCAAGUAAUUAUACAGAUUUUCUUAAACGUUGCAAACAAAUAUCUGAUCAAUGUGAACGCUAUAUGGCAACAUACAAUGAAGUUAAUGAUCUCAAUCGACAAAUUAUUGAAUCAAUGAAUGAAUUCGAUCAAAAUUUAACUUCAAAUCAAAAUAAACAACAAGAUGAUAAUAAACUCCAAGUUCUUUUACUUAAUGUUCAACAACAGUUGGAUAAAUUAGGUAUUCUUGCAACACACGAACCAGUUUCACCAUCACCAAUCAUGUCAACAAGUGAUCAUAUACAAAAUCAAAUACGAGAACAUCUUUGUACGCUACUUGACGCGCAUACGAAACAUUACGAUGAAGCUCAACAAGGUUUAAUGCAUAAUUUCGAAGUAUUAGAACACGAUAAUCAUGAACGUCAAACGAUGAAAGAACGUAUCGAUGAAUUAAAUCAUUGGUUAUUAUCUUAUACAGACAAGGCAAAAACUUCCAGUGAUUUAUUUUCAAAACCACUUUCGUUAAAACGUACGAAACUUGAUGAACAAAUAAUAAAUUUUCGUCAAUUUCAUGCUCAACUAUUAGCACGUAGUCAUUCAUUUGAAUCUGAUAUAAAUACAAAAUUAAAUAUCGAACAAUUAUUUGAUGAAAAUGAUAAAAAAAAUAUUGAAUUAAUAAAUCGAUCAUUUCAAUUAUUAGAUGAACAAGCAAACCACUACAACGAACGUAUUAAUCGUUUAUCAACACGUUUAAAUGAAUUUCAUCUUGAACAUGUACAUUUAAUCGAUAAUUAUUCGAAACGUUUACGUCUUUAUAGUGAACAUAUUGAACAAAAUGAUGAUAUUAACUUUUCCACAUUACAAUUAUUAUUAAAUAACAAUAAUGAAUCAGCUAUUGAUCAUACAUUAUAUGAACAAUUGUUGAAAGAUCUUAUUCAAACUGAUAACAUUGAAGAUCAAGAUGAAAUUCAUCAAUAUGAAAAAAUCUUAAAUGAAUGUAAAAAACAAUAUGAAAAAUUUGAAAACGAUUUAAAACUAAUUCUUGGCAAACGUGAAAAAAUCUUAAAUGAAUAUGAAUUAAAGAAAAAUUCUCUACAAGAUUGGUUAUUAGUGACAGAACGUCUAUUAAAACAGCAACCAAAUGAAUUAACAAUAUUAACCUGUCAACAAUUAUUAAUUGAACAUUUAAAUAUGCCUAUCGAACAAAUGAGAGUAUUAAAUCAACAGUUAAUUGAAUUUUAUUCCCCUUCGAAUCUCAAUCAUUUAUAUGAACAAUUAAAAUUAGAUAAAAAUACAGAACAUAAUUCAAAUAUAACUGAAAUCGUUCAACGGCAAACUGAUGAAUUAAUUGAAAAUUAUUUAUCGAUAAAAGAAAAGAUUUUUCAACAUAUGAAUUUACUAGAAAAAAUCGAACAACAAACAAAUAAAUAUCAAUCAGCGAAAGAAAAGGCCAAACUUGCAAUCGAAAAAGCAAAAGAAUUAGUUACUUUAGAAGAAAAUACAAUAUUACCAUUAGAUGAUCAACAAAUUGAACUUAUGUUGAACAAAUAUAAAAGCAUUGCCGAUCAAUUCAAACAUAUGUCUUCAACUAUUGAUGAAUAUAAAACAAGUGGAUUAACAUUAAUCAAUACAGCUCAACGAUAUAUCGAUACUGAACCCAUACAAAAUGAAGUAUCGUCUAUCGAUAAAUCCUGGUCAGAAUAUAUUGAAUAUAUUCUUGAUACUAUUGAUUAUAUUCAAUUGCAUCAAGAAGAUCUGCGUGAAUUUCAUCAAUUAUCGAAUGAUUUAAUAAAUUUACUGAAUGAAAAACAGCUACAAAUGGAAGCAUUAAAUGAUAACGAAGUAAAAGCUUUUCAUGAUGAUCUAGAAAAAUACUAUGAACAAAUUGAAUCAAUCAAUCAAAAAGGUGAACUUCUAUUACAAAGUUCAGCAAUCAAUCUAAAUGAUGAUAAUGAAAAUAGAAUUGAACAUUUAUUGGAAACAAUAAAUCGUAAUUAUGAUAGUUUAAUUGUUAACACAAAAGCUCGUCUUCAACAGAUUACAAAUAUUCAACAAUCUACACCAUUACCGACAACAACAACAACAACAACAACAACAACAACAGGGGAAGAAGCGUCAACAGUAAAAAAAGAUGAAUUAAUUUCACCAGAAAUGAUUAAUAAAGUAGUUGAUGAACUUCAUCAUCAUAUUGAAGAAACAGUUGUAGAUAUGAAUGAAUUAUCUGAAUUAUUGGUAUCAUCAACAAACGAUCAAAUAUCUGCACAACCAAUUAAAUUAAGUGAACAAUUAUUGGACAAUGCUGCUGUGCAAAAUGAAUUGGAAAAGCGUAAAAUUGCUCUUGAACAACUACAUUCAAAUAUAGAAACACUCAAACGAAUGAUGACAACUCCUGAAGAUCUUGAUUCAAUAAAAAUUCUUGAUGAAAAAUUUACUGAAUUAAAUGAUCAUUGGUCGAUAAUGAAACAAGCUAAUGAUAUUCGUACGGAAAAUCUUCUAUUAACACAAGCAUGUGCUAAUACAUUUUGGUCAGAACAUGGAGAAAUUUCAUCAUUUCUCAAUAAUAUUUCGAAACAAUUAUCACAAAUUCGACCACGUUCAACAUCACGUGAUCAUAUCGAACAUGAAAGAGAAAAAUUUAAUCAAGUAAUAGAUGACUUUUCAAAUAAUGAAACAAAAUUUAAAGAAAUCCUUGAACAACACGGCUCGAUUCUAUUAACAUUAGUAGCAAAUAAUCCCGAAGAAGCUGAAGAAGUUCAACAUAGUUUAAAUGAAUUAGAACAAGAAUGGAAUCGUAUGGAAACAAAUUUAAGUAGAUGUCAAAAGCAAUUAGAACAAGCUAUGAUUGAAUCUGCUGAAUUUAAUUCAAAAUUAGAACGUGUAUCAACGUGGUUCGAUGAUACAACAAUUCCAAUAUCAGUUGAAGAUAAUGAUGAAUUCGAACGUAUUAGAGUAUUCAAAGAACAUUUAGAUUGUAAAUAUCUGGAUAUUAUCAAUUUAAAACAAGAUUAUACCGAUAUUGAACAACAUAAACAACAAACUGAUGGAACAGCAAUAGAAGAUAAUAAAAAUAAUACAAAAGAAAAAGAAAAAACCAAUAUUGUUGAACUACAAUUAGAUAAUAUUGAUUCGAAAUGGGCACAUUUGAAUGACAAAAUUCAUGAACAUAAAACUCUUAUUUAUGAAACUGCUCUUCGUCAAAAUCGUGUUGAUGAUGUUGUUGCUGAUAUUAAUCGAUCAUUAGAUAAUUGUUCAUCAAAAUUAUCAGUACUUAUCAAUAGUUCUUCGGAUGCCAAUUUAAAUGAUAUAAAACCAAUUGAAAUUUCUAUUGCUAAACUUCGUAUACUUCUAAAUGAUAUUGAAUUAAUAUCUUAUGAUAUUGAACAAUUAAAACACAAUUCUUCAGAAGAUAAAAUUUCAGUUUCAUCAAUAAAUAAUCGAUGGGAAGAAUUACUCAAGCAAGCAACGGAUAAAUAUAAUUAUUUGGAGAAUAAAUUAGAAAAUAUGAAAUUGAAACAAAAAACGAUUGACAACAUUUAUAAUGAAUUAGAUUUAAUCGAUAAACAAGUGAAUGACAGUACAAUAAAUACGAAAUUUCCAUUACUUGUUGAACGUUUAGAAUUUAUCGAAGAAGAAAUCAAUAGAGAAUUUUCAAAUGAUGAUGAUAAUAAUCAACAAAUUGAAGAAUUAAAAAAACGUUUAAUUGAUGUUAAACAACGAACAAUAAUUAAGGGGCAAGCACUAAUUGAAUUAGCUCAUUCGAUUGAAUUAUUUCAUUCGUCGUUACAAAAAUUUACUGAAUGGUUAAACGAAACUGAACGUUAUUUAAAUAAUUUAAAGCCUGUUCAACGUCGUUUUGCAUUAAUUCAAACAUUAUUAAAACAAAUUGAUGAUCAUGAAUUAUUUCAAGCACAAUUGCAAACAUAUAAAGAACAUCUUAUUGAUCUAGAUAAAUUAGCAACACAUCUAAAGUUUGUUUCACCAAAAAAUGACUCAAUUUAUAUAAGAAAUUCUUUAAUUGCUGCACAAACUCGUUGGCAAAAAGUCCUUACACGUACAACCGAACGAACAAAAGAAUUGCAAAAAGCUUUUCAAGAAACGAAAAAAACCAUUCGACCUGAAGUAACCGAUAUCGAUCGAAUUAAAACGGAAGUGAAUCGUCAAGCAUCUCUAUGUACGUGCUCAAAAAAAUAUGACGUUCAACAAGUUGCUGAAGGACGAUACAGAUUUGGUGAAUCACAAAGUCUUCGUCUUGUUCGUAUACUUCGUUCAACAGUUAUGGUUAGAGUUGGUGGUGGUUGGACAGCACUUGAUGAAUUUCUUGUUCGACAUGAUCCAUGCCGAGCUAAAGGCCGUACAAACUAUGAAUUACAUCCAGAAAGUUAUGCUUUACGUGAUGGUGUAGCUCAAACAAUGACACUAUUUAAACCAAGACUUGUGACUGUUCAUCGACCAACAUGUCUUUUUCAUCAACAACAAUUGGCAGCGGCAGGAACAUUGAAACAAUCACCGGUGACAACACCAAACCGAGGAACAAAAGAUAAAUCGCGACGAACAUCAUCGACUGUUUCUUCAACACCACCACAACAGCAAAGAAAUGCAUCUUCAAUUGGAGAUCUAUCCGCAUCAGGUGAUGAUCUUGUAACUUCACCUCAUGUUCUUAGUGAUUCCGAAGCCAAACCAUCACACAUACCAAUAGCCGUAGUUGCGACUACUCCAGUAACAUCAACAUUGAGUCGAACAUCAAGUCGCGAAAGUGUUCUUUCGGAACAUUCAAUUGCAUCGACAUCUUCUACACAACAACGACGACCAAGUAAACUUCCAUUACCAGUAUCUCGACAAAAAAAGGCAACAAAUGGGUCAACAUCAGUAAAAAAUUCUUAA
This is a messenger RNA of Rotaria socialis, 13125 nucleotides long. Lineage: Eukaryota; Metazoa; Rotifera; Eurotatoria; Philodinida; Philodinidae. The record is from the annotation of a GenBank genome assembly.